GGAACAGUGAAAGGUCAGGAAGGACUUUUAGAACCUAGUAGCUUUCAAGAAAUAGCCUGAAUUUUAUUUUUUAUCCUGUGUUCACUUGUCCUUAAACUCUACCAUUUCUGUUCCUUCAAAUAUAAAUAUAUCUGGUUCUGUGAAAACAAGCUGUAGCAUGCAAGAUCUCUAAAAACAUGAAUGGAUGGAUUACAUAAAUCUAAAGGUCUUUAUUGGGCAUAAUAAUCUGUGGCUAACAUCUUAUGAAACAGUUAAUCAUCAUCAUCCCAAAGUAUGCAUUAUGAAGCUUUUCAGUUAGGGAGAUAUUUCUUGUUACAGAUUCAGAGACUAUUUUUCAAUUACAGUACUGCAGAAAGAGGAGGAUUUUAGUUUCUAUAAUAACUGUUCUUUACUGACAGCUAAACAAUGAAAGGCCUCAAAAGGUUUGACACUUGAUUAGAUCUACACUAUGAAGUGCAGCAGGCAAAAAAAUAUGGUAAUUAAGGGCCUGAUCAAGUAAAUCACUGAGCUAUGUCUUUAACCUUAAGCAUAUGAGCCAUCUAAUUAAUUAAAAGUGAACAUAGAUAUUCAUGUUUGUAACAAAUCCACCUUUGGAUCAAUAUUUCUGUCAAUUGUUAACAUGAGCCUUUUUGUCACAUAAAAGAUGUGCUAUAUUGCAAGAUCCAUUAACCCACACAAGUUAACUUUUUAAACUUGAAAAAUGUAUAUUGCAACUAUAAAACUACCUCCUAAUACAUUAUUUUGAUAUUGUCAUUUGUUAGCAUCAGGAGUUUAAGAUCUAAAAAUGCCUUAUGGUCUCUGGUACAGAUAAUACCUUACAAGCUGCGAUUGCUUGCUUUUGUAGCCUGUAUGUAACCUACCUGUAAAAGCAACUUUUUUCUUAAGCUCAUCACAAAAUUAACCAGUAUUCCGAUUAAUUUCAAAGUAAAUGUAAGUUCUCUUACUGAGUUUCUUAUUAAGUCUUGUCCAGGUUAAGGAUGGUUCAUAUUUUGUCCCUGUUUGAGUAAAGCAUAGUAGAGUUCCUGGGAGAAUCCCAUGACGAAUUAUUCUCCAUCUGGGAAUGGAUUGUUAUUGCCUACUCUUCAGUCAGUUCUUAGUCCACCUCAGGAGCUGUUACUCAUCUCUCCAGGAGCUAAUUUUGGAGUGAGACCGUUUCAAAUACUACACUGAUUCUGUGUUACCUGUGUGUUCACUAACACCAGUUUUCACCUCUGGCAGAGUGGCAAUGCAGGGUUUCCUGUGGGCUGAGAAAAGGCUGAGGUUUAUGAAGAGAUGUAAAGAGAUUGAGAACUGGCUUCCUCAAAUAAGUACUGUCUUACAAGGAUUGGUAUAUCUAUUGCGUUUGAAAGAAUUCAUUUGGAAAGUAUAUUGUUAUUACAGAUCAGUUCUAAAAUUAACUAAAAUUGCAGAAGCAUACUGAGCUUUCUCUUAUCAAAAAUAAGAUCAGGUAAAAAAUCUGUUAAAAAGAUGAUUAUCCAGCAGAGGAAUUUCUACAGUUUAUGGACUGUAUUUCAGACAGAAGUCACUGAUACUGGUUUAAAACCUUCCUUCAAAUGAAAGUUGUGUAAAUGGGUUAGACCCAGAAGACUGGUAAGGCACGGAGAAAAAGAGUCAGACUGUGUAGUUGGAGUAUUUCUGGAGCAUGAUAGGGUUUGGCUUUUUUUUUUUUUCCUUCUUGAUUUAACAAGUUGAAAAUCUGCUGAAUAAUUCAUGAAGAGUGGAAGGGCUGAAUCUUCCUGGAAUGAUAUACAGUGUACGUACUGUGGCACAGGAGAAACUGCAAAGCUUUGUAUCAGUUGCUGCCGUUUCUGCUGCCGAUUGCGAGGUGCUGCUGCCUUUGCUGUUUUCACAGCUACAGAAACCUCACUCGUGCUUUGGUCUGCCAACAGCCAUUUGCCUCCCUAUGGACCCACCUUCACCAGCUACAAUCUGUGGGCUCUCUUGCUGCCUACCUGCCUUGGACACUGCUGGUUUUUGGAUCGUUACUGCAAACAGCAUUUUCUGGACCUUACAGCUUGUAUGACUGAAACCUGCCUUAGAGUCUCUCAGCUGCACAGCCUCCCGUGUGCUUGGUGAGGACUCCUGCAGCAGAACUUCUGACCCAGACAAGGAUGGGAUUUACAGGGCAAAGUCAAAACUGAGUUGCAUUCAGCGAGAUGCCCAACGCCUCUUCCUGGAGUGCUAGCUCGCCUCUGCUGCUGCUCUGGGAGGACUCCUCCGGGACCCGCAUCUUUCUGUCGCUGCUCUACGCAGUCUUGGCUAUCUCAGGGACUUUAUCCAAUGUGAUGGUCAUCUAUUUAGUCUUCUCCUUCAAGAAGCUGCAGACAACCAGCAAUGCCUUCAUCGUGAACGGCUGUGCGGCAGACCUGAGCGUGUGCGCCCUGUGGAUGCCCCAGGAGGCUGUGCUGGGGCUGCUGCCCCCCAAUUCCUCCUCCCUUCGCUCGGCGGAGUACCGGCUGCUCCGAGGGGGGCUCCUGGGCCUCGGCCUCACCGUCUCCCUGGCCUCGCACCUGCUGGUGGCUUUCAACAGGUACGUGCUCAUCACCAAGCUGCCCAGCGUGUACCAGGCCCUCUACCAGCGGAGACACACGGGCUGCAUGAUCGGGCUCUCCUGGGCCCUCGCCCUGCUCCCGGUCCCGCUGCUGCCCGGGCUCUGGACCCUGGGCUCAGCCCAGUCGGACGGCAGCUCUCGCUACACCGCCCUGCUCCUCGCCCUGGCCGUGCUGGGCCAGACCGCGCUGCUGCUCCACUGCUACCUCGGCAUCGUGCGGCGGGUGCGGGGCAGCGCCAAGCGGGUCAGCGUCCUCAACUUCCACCUGCUGCACCAGCUGCCCUUCCCCGCCGCGCCGCCACCGCCUCGCCGCGCCCAGCGCCGCCUCAGCAGCGUCUCCGUCCUGCUGCUCUGCUGCGUGUUCCUGCUGGGCACCCAGCCCCUGGUCUGGGUCAGCCUCCUGGGCUUCUUCCUGCGCCCGGCGCCGCCGGCGCUGCAGGCCGCCAGCUGGCUGCUGCUCUGCUCGCUCUCGGCCCUCAACCCGCUGCUCUACACGUGGCGCAGCGAGGAGUUCCGCCGGGCGGCCCGCUCCGUCCUGCCCCGCGGCGAGGGCCCGGCCGCCGCCCCCCGCCCCUCCGCCGCCGCCGCGGGCCCUGCCGGCGCCCCGCCCUGCCCGCAGCUGCCGCGGCGCCGGGGCACGGGGAGCAGCGGCAGCGCCGCGGCCGCGCCGCGCUGAGGGGCCGGGGCAUAGCCGGGACCCCCGCGGGCACCUC
This is a messenger RNA of Catharus ustulatus (Swainson's thrush), 3264 nucleotides long. RefSeq names its product G protein-coupled receptor 88 (gene GPR88). The record is from RefSeq and is a predicted model, not a curated record. Lineage: Eukaryota; Metazoa; Chordata; Aves; Passeriformes; Turdidae. The transcript has a single exon. Gene Ontology annotation, molecular function: G protein-coupled receptor activity. Gene Ontology annotation, cellular component: membrane. The coding region runs from base 2157 to 3227 and encodes 356 amino acids. Gene Ontology annotation, biological process: G protein-coupled receptor signaling pathway.